UAUUUUAAAUAGUUACAAGUGCAACACUUUUCAUGUUGUUUACGUCAAAUGAAAGGCGUCUUUCUUGCCUAGAUGUAUGUGCAUCUGUGUUAUCUGUGAAAUCAAAUUGAAAUGGACAAUGAUAUGCUUUUCAACAGCUCUAAUUCUGCUUCAGUCAAGAGACAAAGACUAUAUCAUUUUUUGCUACAAGUUAACUGGAGAUCGUGUGUGUCUGGUAUAAUUGUUGGCAGUUCGUUAUCUGUACUGCUAAGUUUAUCUUUAUUUUUGAUCAUUGCACCAUACUUGAACGACAAACCAGAAGCGGAAAGUCCAUUAGCUGAUUCAUUAAAAUAUGGUGAUGGCAUAAAUACAAGAUUUAGUGCCUGGCAAUGGGGAUCGUGUUCUAAGACAUGUGGUAUUGGUGUACAGGAAGGGAUCAGAACCAGUAUAUGUCCACAGAAUGUUCAAUGUGUAGAUAAUGAAACGGAGAUUUUACGAAGACAUUGUUUUAAUGAACACUGUUCCGUUGAUGGUAAAUGGAGUGUUUGGAUGCAGGAACCAUGUAGUGUCACGUGUGGUGUUGGUACCCGUCUACGUCAUCGACAAUGUUCUAAUCCACAUCCUCAAUAUGGCGGACAAAACUGCGCAGGAAAAAGUAUUGAUCACAUAAAUUGCACACAAUCCAGCUGUUGUCCAGGAUUGACAGAUGAUACCCUUAUGAACUGCGCCGGAGGUUGGAUUCGACGUGACGACAUUGGUGCAUGCUUUUGUUUUAGUAAACAACGUUUGUCAUGGAAUAGUGCACAGCAAAAUGCAACAGAGAGAUGUAGUUGUCAAUGGAACUGUGCCAGCCACACUUGACGUUAAUAACAAUAUAUCAAAUUCAACACAGACUGAUGAUUUCAUAGAUAUAAUAACUGUUAAAAACAUCCCUAUUUUCAUUGGUAUCUUCUGUGGGUGUGUGUUCUUGGUGACUAUCUGUGCUUUCCUGUGGUCUUACUUACGAACAAAUCCAUCAGACAGAUUUGAUUUACCCUUAACCAUGUCAGUUUCAAACAAUAUUUCUACAUCACAACAAACCAGUCACAAAGACGGACAUCAUGGAAGAGAAAGUGCGGUUAACUUUUUAAAUGAAUUAAUUGACAAAAUGUAUGAAAAGGAA
Molecule: messenger RNA, 1141 nt
Organism: Mytilus trossulus (common blue mussel)
Lineage: Eukaryota; Metazoa; Mollusca; Bivalvia; Mytilida; Mytilidae
Product: mucin-like protein
Exons: 7
Coding region: 112-840 (242 amino acids)
Source: RefSeq, a predicted model, not a curated record